Molecule: messenger RNA, 1940 nt
Organism: Erigeron canadensis
Lineage: Eukaryota; Viridiplantae; Streptophyta; Magnoliopsida; Asterales; Asteraceae
Exons: 4
Coding region: 241-1335 (364 amino acids)
Source: RefSeq, a predicted model, not a curated record
UUGAUACCCACAGAGGGUGAGGCGGCGAGUGAUUGGUGGCAAGCUAGUAAACGCUUUUUUGAUGGGGUUGAUGACGAGGAUUCCCCAGCAUUUCAGGUUCAAGGUUCUGAUCCACCCCAGCACUGAGAUGUAUCACCACCUUCUCAACAUAAUCGUCAACCCAAUUCUCCACCAUCAUCUUUUCUUCACCGUGAUCAACCCAAUUCUCCACCAUCAUCAUCUCCCACAAGACCAGAAAAGAUGCCAUGCAUGCAUUAUCUUCCUCUCUCUCCACAAGGCAAUCAUGUGACAUCCACUGACCCCGAGAUACGUGCUUUGCGGGACGACUUACGAUCUUUACAGAACGAGGUGAUUGCUUUACGACCAUUACGGGACGAGGUGCGUUCUUUGCGAGAGAAGGUUUGUGCUUUGGAGGCGAAUGUCACUGCUCUACAGUCGCUAGACGACGCGGAAAUGGAUGACAUUUGCUAUUCUGAGCCAGACCAGCCAUCUGCAUUCGUUGUUCGUUCUGUAAGACAGGGUUUACGCCCCAAACAUGUUGGACAACAAUUAAGAUCUCCAUACACGACAAGACAUUUCAGACGACGCCACAAGAAAAAGGAAGCUCCUAAUGAUGAGUACCAUGUUAAAUGUGGUGAGCCAAAACCCAUUCCUACUUCUCAGGCACCUCCCGUUCCACAGGCACCUCCCGUUCCACAGGCACCUGUUAUUCAACUAGGAGUUAUUUGUCGAUUGCCCAGAGAGUAUAGAGAUACUAGUUACAUUCAAAAAAUAGAUUGGGCCACAUAUCAGUUACCCAAAAGUACCAUUAGUAUGGAUGAUCGGUUCAAAUUGGUAGAGACAAUUGAGGAUAACUCCCUUUGGGCAAGAACUCCAGUCGAAUUUUAUCUACAUGAGCGGGGCCAAGGAUGUUAUGUUGACUCUUCUCAACACCGUCUACGCCAUAUUCGUCUUGAUCGUAAAUGGUGGGGUAUUUUAUUAGGGGUAGAAGAAUGUGGUUAUCUCGAGACAAGUCAUAUCGAUGUAUGGAGAACUCGAGUUUUGAUUGGGAGGAGCAAAACAAGGCUGAGAUCAAUGCAAAUGAAUGAUGGUGAAGAACGGAAAGAGCUUGAAUCAAAAAUACGUUGGACUAUCAUGCCUCCAUCCUUUAUGGAUUGUGAGUUAUAUGUUGGGACACCAGAGUCAUAUAUUCUCGCUGAUGGCUAUUGUUCGCUUCAUGCUGCAUGGUGGAUAGUUGAUAAGGUGUUUAUCCCCAUGUGUGCAAAACACCAUUGGUUUCUUAUUGAGCUACAACUUCCGUCGUUUAAGGUGAUAGUCUAUAAUAGCUUCAAUUGAUACUAUAAGGAUAAGGAAUUGGACGGACUAAUAGUGCCAAAAUUGAGUAAACAUCUACCAAAGUACUUGAAUAACAUCCGUUAUUGGAAGAAUUUAGGAAUUAAAGAGCCAAAAAAGAUAUCGAUUACCAUCUAUAAAGACGAGAGUGUGCCUCAACAUGCUAAGGAUAAAGGGGACUGUGGUGUAUUCGUUUGCAUGUUUUUGGAGCAGAUUUGUCUUAGAUACGAGAAACCUAAACUCAAGUGUGGUAUGACGAGUGCUUUAGGAGGGUUGGCUUACCGUCAUUACAUGGCAGCUGCCAUAUAUGUCGCGCGUCUUCUACCAGCGGAUUAUAAAGAUGCAUAAUGUCUUCUAUUGCAGGAUUGGCCUUGUCUUGAAUGGUUACUAUGCUUCCAUUGCAUAAUGUCUUCUAUGUACAUUUUGUCGUCAUUUUAGUUGUUUGUAUGUAGUUGAUGAUCUGAUCUUUAGCUAAGCUUUAAUAUAUAUGAGACAGGCUAGCUUAGUUGUAUUUGGGCUGUUUGAAAUGUUUCACCAGUUUUUGGGCUGUUUUUAGUUGUAUUUCAGCAAGUUUGAAAUGUUUGCAGCAGGUUUUCAGCAGAUUUUUU